This is a messenger RNA of Beta vulgaris subsp. vulgaris (sugar beet), 2983 nucleotides long. Its product is annotated as B3 domain-containing protein Os07g0563300. Gene Ontology annotation, molecular function: DNA binding; zinc ion binding. The record is from RefSeq and is a predicted model, not a curated record. The coding region runs from base 514 to 2625 and encodes 703 amino acids. The transcript is spliced from 14 exons. Lineage: Eukaryota; Viridiplantae; Streptophyta; Magnoliopsida; Caryophyllales; Amaranthaceae.
UUGUUGUACCCAUGCGAUGUGGAACUCUAUUCCGGUAUUCCUCACACCGUGAGAUUGUGAUAGUGAUCAGUUGAUGAGUACACUGACAUUUAUUUCCAAAAUACCUUCCAAAAACUCCACACACACACUCUCUCUCUUUCCCUCCUUUACAACCGGAAACUGUCAUUUACGUGUUAUUAUCUCUCUCCUAUGUGCUAUGUCGUCGAAGUUGUGCUUCAACUCUGAGUGUAAAGUUUCGAAUUCCGAGACAUGGAAGAAGGGAUGGCGUCUUCAAAAUCACAACUUUGCUAACCUCUGUCAUCGUUGUGGAUCCAUAUAUGAAGAAGGAAGAUUUUGCGAGACUUUCCACAAAUAUGCAUCUGGUUGGAGAUGUUGCGAGACUUGUGAGAAGAAUUGACGGCUUUGAUUUACUCAUUUGAUAAAGCUGUUGAUCUUGCUGUGCAGCGAGUUCAUUGUGGAUGUAUUGUCUCACUUCAUGCUUUCGUGGUACUGGAUGCUGGGGGAAUUGAGUGCAUGCUAUGUGCGAACAAAUAUGUGACCCUGACACCCAAUCAGAUGGGCACACCUCCACCUUUACCUGAUUGGCUUGCACAAUCUCCUGUGAUGAAUGGGAAUCAGAAUCCUGGACUUGCUUCUAAUGGAUUAUGGCAUCAGGGAAAAAAUUUGUUUAACAUAACUACUAAUGAUUUGAACUCGGGAUCAAGGAUGUCCUUUGAAGUUGGUAUGUCAACUGGAUUAGAGAGACUUGAAAGCAAUAAACCUCGGAACUUGUCUUUCAGUAAUGGGAGCCUGAAGCAUAAUGGAUCAGAAAAGCCCGGAUGUAAUAGUGCAGUUGUCAAUUGCAAAGAGGAACCCAGUCAUAUGCAUCAGUCCACUCUGAAAGAUGGACAAUGUGCGCUACUUUCAGGAAAGGGAUCAAGUUCUCUACGAGAAGAUAAUGAUGCUAAAGAUCACAGUGUGCUAUCUCAGCAGCUUUACCCCCAGGAUAUUGCAAGGAGGCAAUUGAGUGCAGAUGAUAAUAAUGCAGACUCUUCUUGUCAGAGUCUGAUAUGUAAUUUUAAGCCAGUAGAAGUGGGGGUCCGGAAAGACUUGAAUGCCAGAUAUCGGCCCAAGAUAUCUGGUGAAGAGUCAAAACUGAUCUCAGGGAGUACACAUUCUGCUAUAACUCCAUUAUUUGAGAAGAUAUUAAGUGCAAGUGAUGCUGGGCGAAUCGGGCGUCUUGUGCUUCCUAAGAAAUGCGCAGAGGCUUACUUCCCUCCAAUAUGUCAGCCAGAAGGGUUACCUCUGAAAGUCCAAGAUAUUAAUGGCAAAGAAUGGACAUUUCAGUUUCGAUUUUGGCCUAACAAUAAUAGCAGAAUGUAUGUUCUGGAAGGGAUAACUAACUGUCUGCAAUCAUUGCAGUUACGAGCAGGAGAUACAGUCUCAUUUGGUCGCACAGAACCAGAAGGAAAGCUCAUAUUGGGUUUUAGAAAGGCUUCAUGUGGUCCUCAGUCUGAUCAGGGCGUUCAGGCUGUUAAAAGUGGGAAUGAAAUGCACGCAGGGCAACAUGCUGGUUAUCAGAAGCCUAAACAUAAGGAAGAUCUGACUCAAUCUCACUCAAAAGUGAACAAAGCUCCUGGAGCUAGCUCAUUUAUUCCAAUUAAAAGGAAGAAUAGCAUGCUGAGUUCAAAGAGGAAGCGUGAAAGGGCUGACAACGUGGACUUGCUAGGGCUCAAGGUAACUCUAGAAGAGGCACAAGGACUAUUCAGAUCACCUCCCAGGCAUUCCCCUUGUGUGGUAAUAAUUGAAGACUUCAAGUUUGAGGAAUACGAGGAUGCUCCAGUCAUUGGGCGGCCAACAAUAACUAUAAGAGAUUAUCUGGGUGAAGAUAUCCAAUGGACUCAAUGCGAUAAUUGUUUGAAAUGGCGGAAGUUGCCAUAUGAUUCUCUUCUUCCAGCAAAUUGGACAUGUGUAGAGAACGCAUGGGAUUUUGAGAGGUCAUCUUGUGAGGCAGCUCAAGAGCUCACUGUAAAACAGCUUCAAGAUCUCUUAUCCAUCAAUAAUUCUGAAUCAAUUGGAGCAGCUGCUUUUAAGAAGCUGCAGGAUGCUGAACUGGAUGCUCAUGGUCCUGAAGAUUUAGAAGCACUUGACAGAUUUGCUAUUGAAGGAUACUGUGAAGUUAGCCCAGCCUCUACCCCACCAACCAGCAAACACCCUCGGCAUAGACUUGGCUGCUCUUGUAUUGUGUGUAAUCAACCACCAAGUGGAGGGCCAAAACACCCACAAAACUGUGGAUGUAAAGUCUGCAUGACGGUCAGGCGGCGGUUCCAGACAAUGAUGAUCCGUCGUGGGAGAAACCACACAGAGAGGGAAAAUGUGAUUCAGGAAUUUAAGUCGCAGGGUAAUACUCGUUCAUCUGUAAAAUCAGACCCCGCCAUUGAGGUCCUGAAAAGCAGCAGCAAAGUAUAUGUCAAUGGUGACAGGAAAGUGAUAAGCACCUCUGUGGAAGGCCAAAUCGACCUGAAUACCCAGCCACAGCGAGAAGAAGUUUCAACUUGCUGCAAUUCCAUGGCUUUGAAAAAGCAAGAUACUCCAGAUAGAGGUGUGUGCAAGUUAGGCGACAUGGACCCUAAAAUCAGUGGGUAGUGAUUUUUCUUAAAUACCCCUUUUCUUGGGCAUGGUGGGGUUGGGGAGUUGCGAUAUUUUCAUUAGUUGAGUGUGUUUGAAAGUGAGGAUUUUAGGGGACUAAUUUGUACAUGAAUCCGUGGCAUCGUCCAGGUUUGCGUAUAGCGAAAUGAAUUAGGAGCGGAGAAGGUUGUUCAACCAAUGCACAGUUUUCACUAAGACUAGAAGGUAGAUCAGUUAGAGAAAUGGGCAAGAAGUUGAAGCUGUGUAAGAUUCAUUCAAGCUCAAUUUGCUUGCCAUUAGUACAAUAUUUAAGGUGUAACUGGAUUAGAUGUGUCCUCCAGUCUAUCAAUUGAAAAUUAUGAGCAUUUAUCUUCAA